AUGACUCAGAUUGGACAUCGGGAUCGGUAUUCCUGGUCCAAGAGUGAGUAUCUAGUCCGGUCGGGGGCCGCCCGGCGACAGACCGCGAAUGGCAGCUCGGAGCAGAAUGGACAGGAACACCCGGGUUCAUCGCGCAAGACAUUUCGUAUUGACUUAUACGAUCGGCACCGAUUGUCCAGUAGCGUCGCGGGCGGUGAUUUUAGAGUUCGGGUGUGGUGUUGA
Molecule: messenger RNA, 222 nt
Organism: Penicillium verhagenii
Lineage: Eukaryota; Fungi; Ascomycota; Eurotiomycetes; Eurotiales; Aspergillaceae
Exons: 1
Coding region: 1-222 (73 amino acids)
Source: RefSeq, a predicted model, not a curated record